Messenger RNA from Tympanuchus pallidicinctus (lesser prairie-chicken), 1696 nucleotides. RefSeq names its product mitochondrial fission factor (gene MFF). The coding region runs from base 27 to 1145 and encodes 372 amino acids. Gene Ontology annotation, biological process: positive regulation of mitochondrial fission. NCBI's taxonomy places the organism in Eukaryota, Metazoa, Chordata, Aves, Galliformes, Phasianidae. Gene Ontology annotation, cellular component: peroxisome; mitochondrial outer membrane. The record is from RefSeq and is a predicted model, not a curated record. The transcript has 10 exons.
UGUGCGGGGCGGUCGCGUCGGGCGGGAUGAAGGAUCGCCGGAGUUCGGCGCCUAUGUGGUUCGACUGCACCUUGUCGCUUCCCGACGUUGUCUUUCUGAGCCACUUAAUGCCCUUUCAGAGCCACUUAAUUCUGAUGAGUGGGGCUGCGUUCCCAUCACCAGCUGCUGAGAUGGCAGAAAUCAAUCGCCUUCAGUAUGAGAUGGAGUACACCGAAGGGAUCAGUCAGCGCAUGAGGGUCCCAGAGAAACUCAAAGUGGCUCCUCAGAAUGCUGACCUUGAGAAGAGCAUCCCAGAAGGAUUUCCAAAUGCCAGUGUAACUAUGCAGGUUCCAGAGCGGAUUGUAGUGGCAGGUAAUAGUGAAGACAUUCCACUUUCCAGGCCUCCAGACCUCGACCUUCUUCAGUCUACUCCAUUCAAACCACUGGCAUUGAAAACUCCUCCCCGUGUUAUUUCUCUUAGUGAUCGACCACUAGAUUUUUUGGACUUAGAAAAACCUCCACAACAGACCCCUCAAAAUGAAGAGGUUCGUUCAGUGGGAAGACUGAAGAGAGAACGUUCCAUGAGUGAAAAUGCUACUCGACAGAAUGGCCAGUUGGCCAGAAAUGAUUCCAUGUGGCACAGAUCAGAUACUGUCCCAAGAAAUAAAAUGCCACGGUUCCAGUCACCUCUUUCGACUAAGGAUUGCACUGUGACACCAUCAGUGCAACAGGCUCGUGUCUGUCCUCCCAAUAUGUUGCCUGAAGACGGAACUAAUCUUUACUCUGCUCGUGGCAUUUUAUCGUUUAUCCAGUCUUCCACACGUAGGGCUUACCAGCAGGUCUUGGAUGUGCUGGAUGAAAAUCGCAGCUUGGACAAGGACAAUAGGCCAGUGUUACGUGGUGGGUCAGCUGCUACCACUUCCUCUAACCCUCAUCAUGACAACACCAGGUACGGUCUUUCCAACAUGGAUACCACACUUGAAGGAACACCGGACGACAUGACUGUUGUAGAUGCUGCUUCCUUAAGAAGGCAGAUAAUCAAACUUAAUCGGCGUCUCCAGCUUCUGGAAGAAGAAAACAAAGAGCGUGCUAAAAGGGAGAUGAUCAUGUAUUCGAUUACUGUAGCUUUCUGGCUACUCAACAGCUGGCUUUGGUUUCGGCGCUAGACACAGCUCGGAAAGAUUUAGUCCAUCAAAAUACCAACAGAAUUUGCAAAACUCUGUUUCUGAAUUGUAUGCUGUUUUAUAAUUCAUACACUGGAAACUUCCACCACAGAAAAAAAAAGCCUAUAGAAUUGCAGUGUUAAAGGGACACCUUGUUGUUCAGUUAUGCUGUAUUUAAUAGAUUUGCAUUGUGAAUACUUGCAGUAUCCUCCUUUGCAUGCUUCAAUGUAAAUAUGGAUCAGCUGGUUGAAAUGAAGCUUGCUUUGUGCAAUGUAAGGAGAGUGUCUGACAGGAAUAAUCACUGGAUUUUUUUGUUGUGGUUGGGAGAGAACAAAUCAAAUUGGGUUUGGGGAAAAAAUAUCAACACAAAGUAAUGAAAUCUAGGUUUUAUUGAUCUGUUGUUAGAUGCAAGUGAACAUCAUUGCACUAGUUCUCCUUCAGUCUAACUUGUAUCAGAGGUGUGCCAUAUUCAAAGAAUGUGUCCUGUUUCAUGAGUAUGUUCUAGUUUAAGGCUGUGUUCAGGUCAGAUAAUAAAAGGUCUUUGCUAACAUGCA